Hypanus sabinus (Atlantic stingray) is the source of this 1843-nucleotide messenger RNA. RefSeq names its product zinc-binding protein A33-like. Gene Ontology annotation, molecular function: zinc ion binding; protein binding; ubiquitin-protein transferase activity. The coding region runs from base 352 to 1767 and encodes 471 amino acids. Gene Ontology annotation, biological process: protein ubiquitination. The record is from RefSeq and is a predicted model, not a curated record. The transcript has 7 exons. Lineage: Eukaryota; Metazoa; Chordata; Chondrichthyes; Myliobatiformes; Dasyatidae.
UGGGGUUCCACAAUCGGCCGCUAUUCGGCAUGCUGAAGUCUUGUCCCACGAUAUCGGCACGUUUUCAGAAGUCUAGGUUCCCAAGCAACUGGAGAUGGGCGAAUCAAGGGACUUGCCCCUUCAGUUCUGCCGUAGACUGAACCAAGCUCUCCUCUCCGGCUUUAUCUAUGUUAGACUUGUUUAAUGUGUUUCUGAUCGCUGCUGUGGAAAUGAACACGAUUCCUGCUUCGCUGAAAAGGAACAUUCAUUCCCGAGACUGCAGCGCCCCUAGUGGACAGCCGCGGUACUGCAGACGUUCAGCAGCUCCCCGAAGGUGAAUGGACCUUGAACCGGGAAGUACCGGGAGUUAACAUGGCUUCGAAAGGACAGGUCGAGAGCUUAACCGAAGAGGCAAUUUGUCCCAUCUGCCAGGAUUUCUUCACCGAUCCGGUGUCACUGGAGUGUGGGCACAGCUUCUGCCGCUCCUGUAUCACACGGUGUUGGGAAAGUGGGGAGAGAAUCUCCUGCCCGGAAUGUAGAGAGGAGUUUGCAGACCGCACCCUCAAGGUCAAUCGGGCCUUAGCAAAUCUGUCUGAGAAAGCUCGAAAACUAAACCUGAAUCCGAACGAGAAGGAAAGUAAACUUCACUGCGAGGAACAUGAGGAAGAACUGAAGCUGUUUUGUGAGACGGACAAGACACUGAUCUGCCUGAUCUGUCGAGAUGCGCGGGAACACAAGUCUCACAACUUCAUGCCGAUUAAACAAGCCGUUGAAACCUACAAGGGUCGGGUUAAAUCUUCCUUAGACUCUCUCACGAAAAAGAAAUCGGACUUCGAGGAAAUGGAGCAACAACAGAAAGAGAAGAUUUCUGGAGUUCGGGAACAGUCACACAGCCUUCAGUCCCACAUCACAUCCCAGUUUGCUGAACUGCACCAGAUUCUCACUGAGAAAGAGCAGCGUGCACUCCGAGAUCUCAGAGAAGAAGAGGAGAGGAUUCUGAAUCCAAUGGAAAAAAAUCUUCGAGAAAUUCAAGGGAAUUUAAAUUCUAUUCAGGAGGAAGUCUCAAAGUUACAGGAACGGAUGAGUCAACAAGAAAAUAUCACAUUCCUCAUGGAGGAAGCUCGUCGGAAGAGGAGGUUUUGUGAUGAAGACCAGACAUUGUCAGUGACAGACGGUGCCCUACUGGUUGAAAAAUUCUCUCACCACUAUUUGUUCGACAUUGCAUUGGGAGAAACGUUUGACGGCAUUAAGCGAGUCUCUGUUACCCUGGAUGUGGAAACGGCGCAUCCGGCGCUCGAGGUGUCUGAGGAUCGGAAGAGUGUGAGCUUGACCGGGACCCUGAAAGAUCUCCCUGACACUGGGAAGAGGUUCACAGCCUGGCCUUCUGUGCUGGGAUCGGAGGGAUUCACGUCGGGGAGACAUUACUGGGAGGUGGAGGUGAUGGGGAGUCGGUGCUGGGAACUGGGAGUUGCCGCAGAGUCUGUGAAGAGGAAGGGAGGGGUCACAAGGAGUCCGGAGACCAAAUUCUGGACCAUCGGGCGGUUUAAAGAUGCGAUGAAUGUUUACACCUCCCUUGUGUCCCGUCUCCCUGCCGGUCCCAUCCCCGGGAGGGUGGGAGUUUAUCUCAAUUAUGAGUCCGGGGCAGUUUCAUUUUACAACGCGGAAACCAAGUCCCAUCUCCACACCUUCGCUGGGAAUAAAUUCACGGAGAAACUUUAUCCAUUCUUGUGGAUUAUAUAUAAAAACGAGUGGCUGAGAAUCUGCUCCGGUUCCACUCCUGGUCUGUAAACGGGUCAUGUCCUGGGACCGGUGACAGGAGUAAGUCAGUGUAAAUAUAAAUGUGCGGAGAGUAAAGUAAACACGA